GCGUUGCUGUCGCGGCUGGUAAUAACUAGAGACCAUCUUGCGAUGCGUUCACACCAGCCGCCACGCCAAAUCCCCUUCCCUACUUCCUAACCCCCCACUUCCAGUCCCUUUGCUCAGAAGUAGCAUUCUGUUCUGUCUUUUUCAGAAAUUGCACAUACUUCUGAAAUGUAACAUAAUGUGUCAAAAAUGUUGAGCAGCGAAGAGUUCACAGUGAAUGGAUUUAUCCUCACGAGUAGUGUGUGGUCUGGGACAGAUCAAAACACAGUCACACUGCAGCAUUCCACUGAAAAGGAUGUCUGGUGCAAAGAUACUGCUAUUCCUGCAGAGCCUGUCACGUAGGAAACCUCUGGAGCCUGAAGGAGAGGUGUCCAACUUUCGGCGAUGCCUGACCACCCUCGACCUGUUGGCCCUGGGGGUCGGCAGCACACUGGGGGCCGGUGUGUACGUGCUGUCGGGAGAAGUGGCCAGAGCCGUGGCCGGGCCGAGUAUCAUGAUCGCCUUCCUGAUAGCAGCAGUGGCCUCCAUCUUUGCGGGACUUUGCUAUGCUGAAUUUGGAGCUCGAGUUCCUAAGACUGGCUCUGCCUACCUCUACAGCUAUGUGACUGUGGGAGAGAUAUGGGCUUUUAUCACUGGCUGGAACUUGUUACUGUCUUAUGUCAUAGGGACGUCAAGUGUUGCCAGAGCAUGGAGUGGGACCUUCGAUGAUCUCAUUGGAAAUGUCAUUGCCAACUCUCUGGGCAAACAGGCUGCAAUGAACUUACCUGGCUUAGCUCCAUACCCAGACUUCUUUGCAGCUGGGCUCAUAAUAAUCUUGGCAGGGAUUCUUGCAUUUGGUGUUAAAGAGUCAGCUAUUGUAAAUAAGGUUUUUACAGCAAUUAACAUCCUGGUGUUGCUGUUUGUUAUCCUCUCUGGAGUCAUUAAGGGGGACAUCAACAACUGGUACAUUGGUGAAGAUUUUCUCCUAGAUGGAUAUGAGUAUGGAAACAACACAUCGCUAAAUGACACCACCAUAUAUGGCGGUGGAGGAUUUUUCCCUUUUGGCUUUGAGGGAACAUUAGCAGGAGCAGCCACAUGCUUUUAUGCAUUUGUUGGAUUUGACUGCAUUGCCACAACAGGAGAGGAGGUUCAAAACCCUCAGAAGUCGAUCCCACUUGGCAUUGUGGCUUCCCUCCUCAUCUGCUUCCUGGCUUACUUCGGUGUGUCUGCAGCCCUGACUCUUAUGAUGCCGUACUAUUUGCUCAGUGUUAACAGCCCAUUGCCUGUGGCCUUUACAUACAUCGGUUGGGGCCCUGCAAAGUAUGUAGUGGCUGUGGGAUCCCUCUGUGCACUGUCAACAAGCCUUCUAGGAUCAAUGUUCCCGAUGCCCCGUGUCCUCUUUGCCAUGGCCAGGGAUGGACUUCUCUUCAGACCUCUCAGUAAAAUGAGUGACAGACAAAGUCCUGUUACAGCGACCCUGGCUUCAGGGGUUGUAGCAGCUAUCAUGGCGUUAUUGUUUGACCUGAAGGCGCUGGUUGACAUGAUGUCAAUUGGAACCCUCUUUGCUUACACACUAGUUGCCAUAUGUAUCCUCAUAUUAAGGUACCAACUAGACCUCAGCGAGGAUCCAAGUUUCAGCAAACCAGAACCCUUUACAGUUGCUGGAGUAGUAUUUCCUUCUUCACAGGCAACUUCAAGGACAUCAAAAAAUGUGUCUGUUUUAACAGUUUGUAUUAUCUUUUUAGCUAUCAUCCUAAGCCUCAUCAUAUCUAGGGCUCUAGGCUCGCUGCAGGCCCUCGAGUGGUGGAGUUUACUUUGUGUCUCUAUCAUCGUACUGAUGCUGGUCCUCAUUACCCUGAUCAUCUGGAGACAACCACAGAAUACAACCAAAGCUGCUUUCAUGGUUCCUUUAGUGCCAUUACUUCCUAUUUUCAGCACCUUUGUCAAUGUCUAUCUUAUGGUUCAACUUGGAUCAGACACAUGGAUCCGCUAUGCAGUGUGGAUGGCAGUAGGUUUAAUCAUCUACUUCUGUUAUGGUGUUCAGCACAGUGUGCAGAAACAAAGGCUCCGAAAUUCACACAACCACGUCAGUAUUCACAGCUUCACCACCACCACUAUGGAGCAAAACUUUGAACCUGGACAAGACUUUAAUGGCUGAACGAUGUGACAUGAUAAUUACAACAUAACAGUCACAACCUCUGACAUCUUUUUGUAUUGUUUUCUGUGAAAUUAAAUGUCUGGGAAGGUUUUGUGGUGCGUUUUUAUUGUUUUUGGGGGGUGGGGGUAUUUAGAUUUAUUUUGUUUUAAUUGAAAUUUUCUAAUAAAUAAUAAAUUGCAGUAAACCACACAAAUCACACUAUCAUACACAUACACAUUAUCCUUGCAUGAGGCUUCAUGCAAUAUUGUGUUUUCAUUUUACAGUUUCAGUUAUUGAUAAUGAUACAUCACAGACUAGAGUGUGUAAGAUUUUACAAAGAACAUAGCAAUGCUCGAUGGUUGUGUCAAUAUUCAAGCACCUUUUUUAUACUCAGGACUUUGUGCCAAAAUACAACAUUUAGCUCAUAUCUUGGAGGUAAAUGCUGUAAAUAAAUACAGCUUUUGCGAUGUAUAAUUAAUAAUUUUGUAAUCAAUAUACCACGUCAUGUUACUCACAAUUAAUUUACAUUUAUGCAGUUUAACUGUUUAUUUUUCCUUUUAUAAUGUAUUAUAGUGGCAGGGAUUUCUUUUGCAGAACUCUUCUACUGUUUGUCCACUGCACCCAACUCCUAAU
This is a messenger RNA of Perca flavescens (yellow perch), 2746 nucleotides long. RefSeq names its product cationic amino acid transporter 2. Gene Ontology annotation, molecular function: L-ornithine transmembrane transporter activity; L-lysine transmembrane transporter activity; L-arginine transmembrane transporter activity. Gene Ontology annotation, cellular component: plasma membrane. The transcript is spliced from 12 exons. Bases 215 to 2134 code for a protein of 639 amino acids. Gene Ontology annotation, biological process: L-ornithine transmembrane transport; L-arginine import across plasma membrane. The record is from RefSeq and is a predicted model, not a curated record. Lineage: Eukaryota; Metazoa; Chordata; Actinopteri; Perciformes; Percidae.